Messenger RNA from Glycine soja, 1820 nucleotides. RefSeq names its product beta-glucosidase 42. The transcript is spliced from 13 exons. Lineage: Eukaryota; Viridiplantae; Streptophyta; Magnoliopsida; Fabales; Fabaceae. The coding region runs from base 58 to 1533 and encodes 491 amino acids. Gene Ontology annotation, molecular function: beta-glucosidase activity. Gene Ontology annotation, biological process: cellulose catabolic process. The record is from RefSeq and is a predicted model, not a curated record.
UUAUUUUUUAACAGCUCUGUACUGAAGAAAACGGCGAUUGAGAGGGAGAGUUUGAGAAUGGUGAAGAAGGAGGAGUUCUUGAGAGAAAACGGCGACAACGAAAACCGUUCCGUCUCGCGGAGUGACUUCCCUCCCAACUUCAUCUUCGGAGUUGCCACUUCUGCAUAUCAGAUAGAAGGUGCUUGUAAGGAGGGUGGUAGAGGUCCUAGCAUAUGGGAUGCCUUUACACACACGGAAGGAAAAAUUCUUGACAAAAGCAAUGGUGAUGUUGCAGUUAAUCAUUAUCAUCGGUACAUGGAAGAUAUUGAUCUUAUAGCCAAGUUGGGAUUUGAUGCUUAUAGAUUUUCAAUUUCUUGGUCUCGGAUUUUCCCCGAUGGCUUAGGAACGAAAAUCAAUGACGAAGGGAUAACUUUUUAUAACAACAUUAUUAAUGGUCUUCUUGAAAGAGGUAUACAACCUUAUGUAACUUUGUACCAUUGGGAUCUUCCGCUGCAUCUUCACGAGUCGAUGGGAGGAUGGUUAAAUAAACAAAUCAUAGAGUACUUUGCUGUUUAUGCAGAUACUUGCUUUGCAAGUUUUGGGGAUAGAGUGAAGAACUGGAUUACUAUUAAUGAGCCCCUUCAAACUGCAGUCAAUGGGUAUGAUGUUGCAAUUUUUGCUCCAGGAAGACGAGAAAAUUCUCUUAUAGAGCCAUAUUUGGCAGCACAUCAUCAGAUUUUGGCCCAUGCAGCAGCUGUUUCCAUAUACCGGAGCAAAUACAAGGAUAAGCAAGGGGGACAAGUGGGCUUUGUGGUAGAUUGUGAAUGGGCAGAGGCUAAUUCCGAUAAGAUUGAAGAUAAAUCUGCUGCUGCAAGACGCCUGGAUUUUCAGCUUGGCUGGUUCUUGCAUCCACUAUAUUAUGGAGACUAUCCUGAAGUUAUGCGUGAAAGACUUGGAGAUCAGCUUCCCAAGUUUUCAGAGGAGGAUAAGAAAAUUCUUUUGAAUGCUUUGGACUUUAUUGGUCUAAAUCACUAUACGUCAAGGUUUAUUUCUCAUGUGACAGAAUGCGCCGAAGAAAACCAUUACUACAAGGUGCAAGAGAUGGAGAGAAUUGUGGAAUGGGAAGGUGGCCAGGCCAUAGGUGAGAAGGCAGCAUCAGAGUGGCUCUAUGUUGUUCCCUGGGGUCUACGGAAGAUUCUCAAUUAUGUAUCACAAAAAUAUGCUACUCCGAUAUUUGUCACAGAGAAUGGUAUGGAUGAUGAAGAUAAUGAUAACUUGCCGUUACAUGAGAUGCUAGAUGACAAACUGAGAGUUCGCUAUUUCAAAGGAUAUCUUGCGUCAGUUGCUCAGGCUAUAAAGGAUGGAGCAGAUGUAAGGGGAUACUUUGCGUGGUCAUUACUAGACAACUUUGAAUGGGCUCAAGGUUAUACAAAACGCUUUGGAUUGGUCUAUGUAGAUUAUAAAAAUGGGCUCAGCAGGCACCCCAAGUCUUCUGCAUAUUGGUUUUCACGGUUUCUGAAAGCUGGUGAAAACAAGAAGGGUAAAGAAGAGUAGCUUACUUUCUUCAUUAUGUGUCUUUCCAUACCAGAUACAAGGAAUAAAAUAAAGUAAGCACAGAAUUCCACCAUUAUCAGUACUUGGAAGCUUUGUAUGGGCUAUAAUGCCAUUUCUCUACAUUUUUCUCACUAUCGAAUUUCAUUCCCAAAUUGUGUGAAAACUCUGUUCCAUCAUAUUUAUUUGUUUUGCCUGUUAAUCUGUGUCGCACCACAAAUUAGACAACGUUGAAUUUUGAUGUACCACGUUGCUUGUGUAAUACAUUUUCUAAGUUUAAUUCCGAGUAA